Spodoptera littoralis (African cotton leafworm) is the source of this 573-nucleotide messenger RNA. The record is from the annotation of a GenBank genome assembly. NCBI's taxonomy places the organism in Eukaryota, Metazoa, Arthropoda, Insecta, Lepidoptera, Noctuidae.
AUGGACAACACAAUGAGCAGUACAAAAUUGAAUUUAGAAUCUGAGCCAAUAUCUUAUGAUAUGAAUGUGAAAAGGGAAAACGAAGAGACAAGCAGUGAUAGAAGUUAUGAAACCGAUGAUCCGAUGUUAAUGACACAAAAUCUAGACCCACUUGUGCUGAUCACUCCUGAUAAACGAAGAACUCGUAAAGAUUCUGGUCGUAAAUGUGAGUCACCUACUGAGCGAGCGUCGCGGUUAGCGAAGAUGUCAGCAUAUGCGGCACAGCGACUCGCUAAUGAAACGCCGGAUCAACGCGCCAGCAGGCUGCGGCGUAUGUCUGAAUACGCGGCGAAAAGAUUAUCACUGGAGUCCAGUGAACAAAGAGCCAAACGCCUCUCUCGGAUGUCAGCAUAUGCUGCCAAGAGAUUGGCAAAUGAAUCCCCAGAGCAGAGGCAGGCGAGACUAGCUAGAAUGUCUGCCUACGCUGCACGGAGACAAGCCAUGAAGAAAGUGGCCAGUCCUAGCACUUCUGAUGAUUGUCAUUCUGAAAAUUCUAACUACAAUAACAUACAAACAAUGCCUAACCAAAGCUGA